AUGUACCACCAGGUCUACAAUCUGUCCGACCCUGGUCAAAAGUUUACCACUAAGGCUGGGGACGUUCAGUUUGUGAACCGGUCCCGUCUUUACAUCGACGACGGUGAAGAACGGCGGAACAUUGCCUUGGGUAGAUCACUUGACGGCGACAGGCAAACAGGCGUUGAGGUGCACGCUGUCAUAAGCACCGACGAGACAGUUUACGAGCCCCGCAAGCUAUCCGUAUGGAAAGUUGGAUCCGGAAGACCCACUUCUAUCAACCUUUUCAGUCCCCUCAUGGAACCCUUCCAGUAUCCUCAAGGCACUUUGGGCUGGCAUAUUGGUCGCCGCGACAAUUUUAACAACAAAUUGUCCCAGUAUGAUUAUUCCCGUUGCCUUCUGCUGUCUGAGCCUCGUUUCUCACACCUCGGCCGACUGUCUCAAGCUUGGCAGGUCGAAAUGUAUGCCAGAUACGAGGACGAGAAGCUCAACUACAUCAAGUUCACGCAGACGAAGGCAGCUGAAAAUGCCAUGAGGAUAGGGCCGUUGGAUGAGAUUGAAGCGGCGAAUCGUGGUGGACGUCAGGUCCUCAACGACAUUAACAAUGACGAGACAGUUCAGGGGAAGGGUGGGGUACAGGCUGGAAAGGUUUACCUCCCAAGUUCGUUUACCGGGGGGCCGAGAUAUAUGAAACUUCGAUAUGAGAAUGCUAUGGCAUUGGUCUCACGUCUCGGCUUCCCCACAUUUUUUCUCACAUUCACUUAUAGUGCGACUUGGGUGGAGAACAAAAAAGCCGGUCCUCGAAAUAGCGGUCGCAGUGAUCCCAGCACGGCCUGCAGAGUUUUCUAUAUCAAACUGCUGGAACUCCUCCACGAUUUGCGCAGCGGAGCUAUGUUCGGUCGGUCCAUCUACAUAGUCCACGUCAUCGAGAUGCAGAUGCGGGGCCUUCCACAUGCCCACAUCGUGUUUAAAAUCGAUGGCGAUGGACCAGUGCAGGCUUCGGACAUAGACUCCCUCAUCCGCGCUGACAUUCCAUCUCCGGAGGAGGCAGGAGGCCGAUUAAGGGCGUUGGUUCUGCGGCACAUGAUCCACGGCCCUUGUGGUACGGAUCACAGGACCGACUUCCCUUGCUGGGACACUGCCAAAGGCAGCUGUUCAGAAUUUUUCCCCAAACCUUCCUGUGAAUCAACCCAUGUAGACGAGAGGGGUUUUGUUAAGUACCGGCGAGACUAUGAUAAUGAGGGCAGCAUAACGUCAAGGAACAGAUCCAUUCCUGUACAUGACGGCUGGGUCGUGCCGUUCAACUCAGCAUUACUUCUUAAAUACGAGGCGCACAUCAACUUGGAGGUAGCUUCCACUCGGCGUGUGAUCAAGUAUCUGUUUAAAUACCUCAUGAAGGGUGGCUCGCUUCAGAACGUCAAAGUUACUCCUCUUAGUAAACAAGACGAUGAAGUUGAGCACUACGUCACGAAGCGUAUGGUGGGAGCCAGCGAUGCAUGCUGGCGUCUCUUGGACUUUCCCAUCUCAAAGUCUGAGCCCACAGUCGAUUGUCUCCCUGUCCACCUAGAGGGAAAACAGACUGUGUGCUUUCGCCCUAACAACUUGACACACGCCACUUCGGGAGCUACCUCUGACCUGCUCUUGUAUUUCAAUAGGCCUCUUGACUCGGUAUUCGACGAUUUAACCUACCAGUCUUUUUUUGAGCAGUACGUGAUUCAUAACAAACGCCCUAGUAAUGCUGAGGUGUACGACCAUCCAGACGGCAAGCAUUUCCUUACCUCAAGAAAGCGUGGUCAAAAGAUCUGUCGUCUCUUCUGGGUCUCGCUAAACAGAAGCGAGCAGUACUUUCUUAGGCUCCUUUUGAUGGUCAUUCCGUGCCGGGGAUACGCCGACCUGCUCGCUCGUGGUGGUGAUGGUUGCACGACAUAUCAACAGGUUGCGCGCACCCUCGGUUUGGUUGAGGACGAGGACGAGUACCACCAAGCCCUCAAGGAAGCAGCUCGUUUCAUGGUCGGCCCGAGGCUCCGCUCUUUCUUUGUCCUUCUGUGCAACAUGGGAGCUCCUGCGGCCCUCUUGUGGGAUGCUUUCCGUGACGCAUUGUGCGAAGACCAUUUGGAGCGGAAUCCUCUUGAUCACGAGGUUGCGUACAAGCUGGCUCUGAUUGAGAUCGAUCGAAGCCUUCGACGUCAGGGAUCCUGCUUGGCCGAUCACGGUCUCCCUACUGUAGACGACGACACGACCGAACUGGGGAGGGAACUUCUCAUCUACGGUGAAAAUCGUCAGAGAUCACUUGUAGAUGAGUGGGAACCUAAACUUUCCCGCGACCAGAGGGCGGUCUUCGAUUAUGUUCGGUCUAUACUGCAGGGCCAAGUCUACAGCCGGUCUAAAAAACUGAUCUUUCUUGACGGACCCGGAGGCUACGGCAAGACCUGUCUAAUACAUGUUAUUCUUGCAUACGUCCGUAGUCGCAACCAGGUCGCUAUUGCUGUCGCUAGCUCCGGCAUUGCCGCUGGUAAUCUGCCAGGUGGCACGACAGCACACAGCAUGUUUCGGCUACCACUUGAUCUUGGCGAUGGCACUGGAUAUUGGAACUUGACCAACGGAUCUCAGCGGGCAGAACUCAUCAGAGCCGCACAGCUCAUAGUUUUUGAUGAGGCCCCGAUGGCUCACCGGUACAUUUUUGAAAUCAUCGACAGAUCUCUGCGUGACCUCAUGAAUUCACCUGAGCCAUUCGGGAAUAAGAUCUUUAUCUGCUGCGGGGAUUUCCGUCAGAUCGCACCAGUUGUUGCCAAGGCUCGUACUCCGGCCGACAUUGCCUGUGUAUCACUGCGUGCGUCAUCUCUUUGGUCAAGUUUCCAAAUCUUUUCUCUGUCUACCCCUCACCGGACUUCUGGGUCCACUGCCUACUCUGACUUUCUCCUUCAAGUAGGCAAUGGAACAAUUUCAUCUGUUCCAUUUGGGGAAGGCCGUGACUCUGUUGCCCUGAUCCUACUGUCCGGUGUGAAAUACGUGACAUCCCUUCCCGACUUGAUCGAUUUUGUGUUUCCUGCUUGUGACCUACACCACACAGACAGAAUUGCUGGCAGGUCCAUUCUUUCAACCAUGAACGCCAAUGUCCAGCAGAUCAACAACACCGUUCUCAACCUGAUGGACGGCGUCGUUCAUGAGUUGAGGAGUGCGGAUUCUGUGGACAAGGAGAACGACGAUGGUAUGGAUGUAGACGUUCACUUGUUGAACCAAGCAAGGGUGUACCAGACCAUGUCCUGCGACUCAAGAUUGGCUCCGUGUGUCUCGUCAUGA
This is a messenger RNA of Macrosteles quadrilineatus (aster leafhopper), 3279 nucleotides long. RefSeq lists its product as uncharacterized. The transcript has 2 exons. The record is from RefSeq and is a predicted model, not a curated record. Gene Ontology annotation, biological process: DNA repair; telomere maintenance. Bases 1 to 3279 code for a protein of 1092 amino acids. Lineage: Eukaryota; Metazoa; Arthropoda; Insecta; Hemiptera; Cicadellidae. Gene Ontology annotation, molecular function: DNA helicase activity.